AUGGACGCUGGAAAGCUGUUUGAGACUCGUUCGGUUACAGAGGUUCGAGAUUUUAACCUUGAAUUAUCUCUCAAUGUGGUUAAAAUGCGUAAAGAGCUGCGAAACCGCCUUCAAGGAAGCUAUGCUGAUAUAUUGAAGGUUGGCAAGCGUAUAGAAGAGCUUUAUGGAGUUUUCGAAGAGGUGGAUAAGGGUUUUAUGGAAUUAUGCUUUAACGAAGGUGAAUAUAGAAUAAGCCGUUUGGCUGAGCCAGCAGCGUUGACUCAAGUCUCAGCACCAGCAGUGGAUUCUAAUACAGAGAAUGGCUGUUGGGUGCUGCUAAAGUUGAGCGAGUGGGCGCUCGCAAUUUCAGAGUUCAUAAGAGAACCCACUACUAUUCAUUUCCGGCGUAUGGUGGAGCUUUUCCCAUCAAUUGCCGAUGUCGCAGGCGAACAGUACGGGGAAAUUGUCCAGCAAACCUGUCAACGUCUGGAACAGUUUUUAGAGGGCCCUGGUACAGCCCAGUUAACACUGCAACAGCUAAUAGACUUAUACGGAGUGCUGGAGCGUUCUGUAGUAUUCAAAUUUAGCCACAAGGCGUUUGAGAGCAUUCUGGACCAGCUCUUGGUAGAUCACCAGAAAAUUAUGGGCGGUUCCCCAAGUGCCCAAACGUUUAGUCAGCGCCAAGAGUUCUUAGAGGCCUUGCGCCUCAAGCUCCUGAAAGAUGCGGAAGACCUCUUAGAGCAGUCUAAAUUCUCCAAAAAAACUUCUGAAAAUCAACAAUUCGAUCCCUACGCUUUAGAACAGACACCUGAUUCUAUUUUCGUGCAAACCAUAGCAAACUACGAACUAGGUUUAAGCACCCCUUCGCGUAUAAAGUUUGGUCAAUGUAUUUCUAAAGCUUCUUCUAUUCUACGUGAAUUACGCGAUUUACAAGCGGAUGCCGGGAUUAAUAAACUUCGAGACCGUUGGAUUUCUAGAAUAGAAGAUGAGCUCAGAAGUGUACCGGGCAACACGGAAGCUACUAGUGGCGCCGUUAAAGAACUGGUAAAUCAACGUAAUAACCAACGCUACCAAAAGUAUCUAGAGAAUUCACUAAGUCAAAUUAGUGUGUAG
Messenger RNA from Eremothecium sinecaudum, 1092 nucleotides. RefSeq names its product Golgi transport complex subunit COG1 (gene COG1). The record is from RefSeq and is a predicted model, not a curated record. The transcript has a single exon. Lineage: Eukaryota; Fungi; Ascomycota; Saccharomycetes; Saccharomycetales; Saccharomycetaceae. Bases 1 to 1092 code for a protein of 363 amino acids.